AGCUUCACGGAUGUGGGCGCAGAGGAGCUUGUUGCGGCUCGGCGGCAGAUCUGUGCUCCGCUGCUCCGUCGCCUGCGCCGUGUUUUCGGUUUAACUCCUCACAUCUGUCGUCUGGACCGCGCGGAACUCGAGCCCGUUCGUGCCGAACCGUGCCAUGGAGACCUGACGAGUCGGGUCUGGACGAGGUGAAGAUGCCUCAUGGACCGCUCCAUCACCACCGCCACCUCAGCCUCCACCAGCAGCAGAACCAGCACCAGCACCAGCACCAGCGCCCGCGCGCCACUUCAGGGCUUCCCGAACCCCGAAUAACGGAGCGAUGCCGAGGUUCGGCGUCAGGUGGAUGGUCGCGGCGGUGCUGAUUCUCGUCGUCGGUGGCGCUUUUUUCUUCUGCGAGUAUCUCAUCUACUUCCCGACCAUCUUCAAGUGCGCGUGGCCGAAGAUCAGCCGUGCCCGCGGCGGCGAGGACGUCGACGGCCAGCCGAUGGACUCCACGGUCCGCGCCAUGGUGCUGUCGGACACGCACCUCCUGGGAGCCGUCGGAGGACACUGGUUCGACAAGCUGAGGAGGGAAUGGCAGAUGGAGCGCGCGUUCCAGACCGCGCUGUGGCUGCUCAGGCCCGAAAUAGUGUUUAUUCUCGGGGACAUCUUCGACGAAGGCAAGUGGAGCUCGCAGAAGCACUGGGAGGACGACGUGCGCCGCUUCCACCGGAUGUUCAGGCACUCCCCCGACACGGAGCUGGUGGUGCUGGUCGGCAACCACGACAUCGGCUUCCAUUACGAGAUGGACUGGUUCAAGCUGCAGCGCUUCGAGAAGGUGUUCAACGCCUCCUCCACCAGGAUCGUCAGCACCAAGGGAGUGAACUUCCUGCUGGUGAACAGCGUGGCGCUGCACGGCGACGGCUGUCCCAUCUGCCAGUCGGUGGAGAAGGAGCUCAUCAAACUGUCCAGGGACCUCAACUGUUCGCUUCAGAACCCGCAGAACCCGCAGCCCGGCGGCGGCGCGGCGGACGGCUGUGAAGGCGCGCAGCUCUACCCCCCCACGCCCCCCAUCAUGCUGCAGCACUAUCCUCUGUACAGGGUGAGCGACGCCGGCUGCACGGGGCGGGACGCGGCGCCGCCGGGAGAGCGCCACCUGCUGUUCAGAGAGAAGUACGACGUGCUGUCCAAGGAGGCCUCGCAGCGGCUGCUGCAGUGGUUCAAGCCGCGCCUCGUCCUCAGCGGACACACGCACAGCGGCUGCGAGGUGCUCCACGACAACCGGUACCCGGAGGUGAGCGUGCCGUCGUUCAGCUGGAGGAACCGGAACAACCCCAGCAUCAUCCUGGCGUCGGUGUCGCCCAGCAGCUACGCUCUGUCCAAGUGCUUCCUGCCGGAGGAGAGCACGGUGAUCGGCGUGUACUGCUCGGCCGGCGCCUGCCUGCUGCUGCUGGUUCUGGCCCACUGCCUGUGGAUGAAGGGCCUGCUGCAGUGCCUCAGCCUCUGCCUGCUGGGGAAGCACAAGUCCCUGUGAGCCGCGGCGCCCAGCGUGCACCGGGACGGAGCCGCGGCGCGAGCCUCGGCAGAUGCUGCCGGCGUUCGGCCUCUGAACCCGAGCGAAUCUGUUCGUACACUUUUUGAUUUGUCUGUCGAAAUGUUUUGCAGCACUGUGACGAACAUAGUUUAUGUCUUUGAGAGACUCAGUUAAUGACGAGGCAUCUGCAGACACAGGGCCACAUUGUUGACACUAACCACCAGUGGUGUUUGUUUCACCUUCCUUGGACGUAGCAGGCGGGUGGAGCUUGUUGCUUCAGGAGAAUGUUGUUUCCUGAGCCCGACUUCACAACACUUCACCUGUCUGAGUUAUUGAAGCGCACACACGAGGCAUUAAGACAAAUCACACGCAUCUGUGGUGUAAAUGCGACCUCCGGUCUGAGUGGAGGUCAGACGCGCGUCGGUGCUUCACGUCUCCUCACUCUGAUGUUUAACUGUGACCUGGUGUAAACACAUGGAUCAUCUCACUCAGUCUCGUUUCCAUUGUUGAAGUCAGAUCCAGGUUCUCCUGGUUUUUAUGAUGCAUAUCUGAAUAUAUUUAUUGCUGACUCUCUGUGCCAAAUGUUUGUGAGGGUUUUUGCCAAAUUGUUGAAGCGUUUCUGAUGAACUGUACAUAAUAAAGCUGAAUCUGAA
Molecule: messenger RNA, 2163 nt
Organism: Betta splendens (Siamese fighting fish)
Lineage: Eukaryota; Metazoa; Chordata; Actinopteri; Anabantiformes; Osphronemidae
Gene: mppe1
Product: metallophosphoesterase 1
Exons: 9
Coding region: 317-1510 (397 amino acids)
Biological process (GO): endoplasmic reticulum to Golgi vesicle-mediated transport; GPI anchor biosynthetic process
Cellular component (GO): endoplasmic reticulum-Golgi intermediate compartment
Molecular function (GO): phosphoric diester hydrolase activity
Source: RefSeq, a predicted model, not a curated record